Molecule: messenger RNA, 7731 nt
Organism: Thunnus maccoyii (southern bluefin tuna)
Lineage: Eukaryota; Metazoa; Chordata; Actinopteri; Scombriformes; Scombridae
Product: BCL-6 corepressor-like
Exons: 13
Coding region: 120-7259 (2379 amino acids)
Biological process (GO): negative regulation of transcription by RNA polymerase II
Cellular component (GO): nucleus
Molecular function (GO): transcription corepressor activity; protein binding
Source: RefSeq, a predicted model, not a curated record
AAAAAAAACUGGAUUUGACACCACAGAAGAAGAGCAAAAGAGACAUGUUGAGCUGAGCGGCGUCCUCGAGGCAGACGGUCCUGUCUGACGCGUCAACCAGAGGACCGCAGGCUCACAGCAUGGUGGAUGCCAGCACAGCUUUCAGGAUGAACCCGCUCGCUGCCCUCAGCAUCGACCGCAACGCUCUGGUGGGGGAAAACCUCCGCCCCCAUGGAGGAAUUUUCUAUCCUGGCAUCCAUCCUCUCUCUGCAGAAAAGCCCCAGGAGCCGGGCACUUCCCUCCCACUUGGCUAUGAUCUCCUUUACAAACCAGAUGUAACCCUGCUCAAUGGCCAGAAAUCUGCAAAUGGGUAUAUUGGACUUUAUAAGAGCCCACCACCAGGGCUGCAGAAGCCCCUGGUAGUCCCUGUUGCAGGAGGUGAUGGCCUGGGUCUGGACCGGCGAGUCGGACCCAAUGAUAAGUCAUCAGAACUUGGCCUGAAUGGCGCCAGCAGCUUCCUGAGAUUACCUUGGAUCAGCCCUUAUGCUGAUGCGACAAUGUACCCCUUCCUGGACAUGGCUUACAAGGCCUCCUUCUUGUCCCAGCCAUCCCCCUUCAUCCACCAGCAGUUGGCAUAUCAGUCUUUGUGCGCCGCUGGGGCGGGAAGCAGCACACCUGGGGAAGACAGACUUUUCUACCUGCCUCCUUAUGCCCCAGUCCAUAUCUCCUCCCAGCUAGGCCCUCCAAUCAGGAUCCCUACAGCCCCUCCAGCUCCUGCUGUCCUUUCACCCCUGGCCCAUUGCCAGGACAAGGCCUUGCAGGGUCUUGGUUCUCAGGUACAUCAGGAACCCUCUGCCUUCAGCACAAGUCCUCAGAUCCACCAGGAGCCCCAGACUCAAGCUGUUCGCCACACUGAGCGACAACAUGGCAGCAGUAGCAGUGGUGCAAAGUCCAGUCAGCCCACUUCUACCAAGAGCAGUCUGAGUAGCAGCAAUGGUGGAAGCAGCAGUGCCCCUGUAAGCAGUUCAGCAAGCACAGCUGCCCUAGAGUCACCUCCAGUAUCCCAACAUCCAGGCUCAGUUGCCCCACCUCAACCCCUCAGCAACACCACUGCAGACCUCCAAAAGUCCCUUUACAGGAGCACGUCCUCAUCCUCAACUUCACUUUCAGUAUCACAUCCCUUCUACAUGAGCAGCCGGAGCUCUGAGCACAGCUCUCCCAUGCGCUCAGGCAGCAACAAAACCAAAGAUGCCAGCUCAGACCGCUGUAGUGCAGAGAAGUGUAAAUCACCUGCAAAGACUUCACUGGACAGAGCUGUACCUCAAAUGCCUGCCAAAAACCCUGGAGAAAAACCUUUGGAUCUGUCAGCCAAAGAGUUGGAAGGAUUCCCAAAUGGAUUCCCAUCCAAAUUAGAGGCCUUGGCCAAAUUGGGGUAUUUACCACCAUCCCGAUUCGGGCUGCUAGCGAGCCAGGAGCAGCACUUAAAAGAGGGUCUAUCCCCUCCUGCUAGUACAUCAGCAAAGACUCCAGAUCGUCCUGAGAUGAUCAGCACUGCACCCCCCCCUUGGGUUGUCCCGGGUACAUCCCCAGCAAUCACUUCUGACCACAACAAAGGCUCCCAAAUUAUGAAACACAAGAAUGUAGACAGUGUUACUCAUCAGUCACAGCCUCAGAGCUCACCUGCCUCGACAACAGUUGAAGUGAACAGUAUCCCCAGCCCUGCCUCAGUGGGAAGACCUUCUGCAUCAUCCCCAUCUGUAAAGUCCAAAGCUGAAUGGUCACGAGUUCCUACUGAUACUGAGAAAAUCCCUCCAAACAGUAAAGGAGAAACUCGUACAUGCUCUGGAAAACAGACCAUAUCUUCAGCUAAGUCAGACACUCAAGAGAGCCAACCUCAUCCACAGCAACAGCAGCUUCGGAUAGAAAACGGAAGCACCACAAACCAAAUCUACAGUGACUCAUACCUUCCUCCUGGCUUAGGUUACACUAAUCGCUACAUCCCAUACUCAGUUGCUGAGAAUAUGUCCCUGCAACGCAUGUCCAUGCAAGGCAAAGGACCUGUCUAUCCCCACCCAGUCCUGCUUGGCAGCAGCAGCUUUUACCCCCCCCGUGUCGCAUCAAAGCAUGGCCUUCCAUAUGGAGUACAUCCAAACCAGGCUGACUUCAUGACAUACAAGAAUUCCAAGGGGAUGGCCCACCCAGGUCUUGACCGACUUGAGACACAGGAUAAAACCUGGAAUGCAGAACCGUACAGGAACCAGGAAAGACCAGAAGCUGACAGCUCCCACAAGUGUGACAAUGAGAGAGACAAGUCCACAAACCAAACUGUAAAAGCUUCUACUGUCAGAGAUGACAUAGUUUGUAUUGACCUGGUGCGUGAUGAGGCCGAUGAAGAUUUGUCCACCAACAAGCACAGCUCCACAUUUACCAGAAGAGAAGAUUCUUCAAAGCAUGGUGGUGGUGCUUGUAACCACAUCCAAGAAAGAGAUCCACGGCCUCCAAAGGCCCUCCCCCCCAGCCAGGCUGCAGAGCACAGACAAGGAUUACUACCCCACACUUCCCAGUCACAACCUCCUCAUCACAACUCUUCACCUCCUCCCACUAGUGAGGAGAUCCCAGAGGAGAUCCCGGAAGAUGAAGAGCCACUGAGUCCAGUCUCAGAUAUCCCAGAGGAGCAGACAAUGCGCUGUGCCCGAACUUCUCCACAACAGUUCUCAAGAAAAUGUAAAACUGGAGCCUCUGAUCGCACCGAGGACGUGACAGAAGGUGGCACUAGUGGUGGGGAUGAUGGUGCUGAAGGGAAUAGCACUAAUAAUGACGUUAAGUCGGUGACCCCAACUAAUAAAAAUGUUAAUCUUGAGCAAAGCCCUUCCAGACAUGGUAACUCAUUAGGUUCUGUUUGCAAAGAAAGUUCUUCUAGUGACUGUACCAAUUCUAGCAGCAUCAUGGGAGCAGUGUGUACAGUCAGCAGCCCCAGGAGUCCAGGUUAUGAGGGCAACUGUCAUUCAGACAGUCCAGUUUGCAGCAGUGAUAGAGAUUUUAGUCCCCAGGUCCCAGCAUGCAGGAGUUUUAAUCCCAGGGUCCCAGCCGGUGGGGUCAUGAGUGUUAACAUGAACCCAAAAGGUCCCAUGUGUAACAGUGGAGAUGUCAACAGUCCAAAUUUCGUCAACAGAAGUUUUGUGGGUCCGUGUUGCAGAAAUUUGCCUCUGAGGACUCCAACUUGUGAACCCAGAAUUUUCAGCAGUCCAACUCGUGGAAAUACCAACCCUGUGGCUCCAAACUGCAGGAGCAUCAAUCCUGGAUUUACAAAUUGUGAAAACCGCAAUGUUGUGCGCCCAACGUGUGGAAACAUCAGUCUUAGGGUUGAGAAUAACUUUAGUGGUCUGAGUUGUGGAAAUAGCUUCUCUAAGGGCCAGGUGUUUGGAAAUAACCAAACCUGUGUAAUUAACAACUCCAGGGUUCCAACAUAUGGAAACAAUUUUCCUCGGGGCCCAACCUGUCGGCAUCUUUCACCUGGCAAUCCGACCAAUGCUGGCUUUACCAGGAUGCCUGCGGACUUAACUCAAGAACCACCAGUUGAUAAAGACCUAACACGUGAAGGCCUUUCCUCCAGUGAGACAGGGCCCAGGAAAGAGACAUCAAACUCCGUCCUCGCCACCACCAGCAGUGGAGACGAAAAGACAAACUUCCAGGACAUCAUGAAUCUUGACGAGGAUGACGGCCCCGGCGGCAGCAAGUGCCGGCGCUCCGGUCUCACCAGGCGCAUCGCCAACUCAUCCGGCUAUGUGGGGGACCGGUUUAAAUGCGUCACCACGGAGCUUUACGCUGACUCCAGCAAGCUCAGCAGAGAGCAGAGAGCGCUCCAGCGUGCAAUGCUGCGUUUCUCUGAGCUGGAGCUGAAGGAGAAAGAGGGAGGAGGAGAGGAAGAAGAAGAAGAAGAAGAAGAAGGAGAAGAAGAAGAAGGGAUGACAGCAGCGGCGAUGGCAGCAGCAGGGGAGAAGGAGCUGGCAGACGGCCAGCAGGGAGACGGAGGGAGGGAAGAAGAGGAGGAGGAGGGGGAGGAGGAGGAGGAGGAGGGGAAGAAGAAAGAGGGAGGAGGAGGAGGAGGAGGAGGAGGAGGGUGGGAGCGCUGCCAGCAGAGCGAGGGGAGGCGAGGAGGAGGAGGAAGAACUCCCUCUGCAGCCGCCGCCGAGGCACCGAGAGGUUUACAUCCAUCCUGCCCUCACAGUCGCUUCCCCGUCCUGCCGCUGUGUCGCCAGUCCGAACACCUCCCAGUCCUCCGAGAGAAGGACGACGGCUCGACGCAGGAGGAGGAGAAGAAGAAGAAAGAUGAAGAACAUGAAGAGAAGAAGAACGAGGAGAGGAGUUUUGUCUCACAGCCGGAACAACAACAACAACAAAGGUUUCUGCCGGCAGCCAGAGGUCUGUUUCAGGGAAACGCCUCCACGCCGACCUCCGCGCCGGGACUCGGAGGUUCGACUCCUAGCAUGGUGGCGAUAAACCGGAGGCGGAUCUUCAGCCUGGAGCCGUUCCACCAGAGCAGCAUCAUCAGCAGCCGGCUGAAGAGAGGGAGGGAGGACGACGACCGGAUGGGAAAUUCCAACAAGAAAACCAAAUUUACCAACGACUCGACACUGGACGACGUGAAGAAGCUGAAGGUUUGCAUCGAGCUGAACGGCCUCCGGCUCAACAAGCCCCGCCUCCCCGGGGAGCUCAGCCAAUGGCUGCCCGGCGGCCCAAGGUCGGUGGAGGUCGACAGGAAGUUCAGAAUGAGCCAGCAGGACGUCACGCCCAUCAGGGGGAGGUCAGAGGUUAACGGGAGCUGGUGUGACCCCACGUUUGUGAGGAGGGACGUCCCGAGAGUUUUCCACGUGGCCCCGCCCUCCUCCACUCACGGCCACCUCCCCCGGCAACCGUGCAGCCCCGCCCCCCGGCAACCCCCGCUCCCCUCCUCCCGCCUCCAGGACAAACAUCAGAAGCUGAAGGAGAGCCGCAGAGUGUCCACCUUCCUCCCUCCUUCCUUCCCUCCUCUUCCUCUUCCUCCCUCCUCCUCCUCCUCCUCACUGUCCUCACCUCCUCUCCUCCCUGACCCCCAUCCCUUCCGUUGCCGCGACGACGACCUCGACAAGCCCAAGGGCAAACGUCCCUGCAAGACGAAGCACAUGGGCGGCGAGACGGCGAGAGAUGGAGGAGAGAUGGACGAGGAGGAGGAGGAGGAGGAGGAGGAAGAGGAGAGGAGUGGAAAGGUCUCUCCAUCUCGCUCGCCCGGCCGCCGGCCUCCCUCUCCGCAGCACACACACGCCGCCCGGCCCGUCCCUCCGGAGGUUCGCCGCCUCAUCGUGAACAAAAACGCCGGAGAGACGCUGCUGCAGCGCGCCGCCCGCCUGGGAUACGAGGAGGUGGUGCUGUACUGUCUGGAGCGACGGAUCUGUGACGUCAACCACAGAGACAACGCCGGGUACUGCGCCUUGCACGAGGCCUGCGCCCGCGGCUGGCUGGGGAUCGUACGCCACCUGGUGGAGCACGGAGCCGAUGUCAACUGCAGCGCUCAGGAUGGAACCAGGCCGCUGCACGAUGCCGUGGAGAAUGACCACGUGGAGGUGGUGCGCUUCCUGCUGGCCUGUGGCGCCGACCCAACGCUCACCUCUUACUCUGGUAGAGGACCAAUCAACAUGACCCACAGCGCUGCCAUGGAAACCUUCCUGGAGGACUAUCUCUCUGACCUCCAGGGAAGGUCGGAGGGCGACCCGGGAAUCUACUGGGAGUUUUAUGGCAGCUCUGUGUGCGAGCCGUCCAGCGAGGGAGGAGUGUACAACAUCCUGGCUGAUCCGCCCGGACCAGAGGAGGAGGAGGAGGAGGAUGAAGAGGAGGAUGAAGACGAGGAGCAACGCGCCAGGAGGGAAGUGUUCGAGUUUGAGCUGUCCGACCAACCGCUGCUCCCCUGCUACAACAUCAAGGUGUCGCUGUCCCAGGGUCCCAGGAACUGGCUCCUCCUGUGCGACGUCUUGGGUCGCCUCCGGAUGACGUCUCGGUCUUUCCGGCGCCUCUUCCCUCAGCUGAACGUGCAGUCCGUCCCAGAGGAUGAGUUCUACCGGCAGGCGUCGCUGUCGCAGCUCCUGACGGGUCCCGAUGAACAGGAGCUGUCCUCCUUCAGGCCGGAUGCCAAGGACCCUCUGGAGCUGGUGGAGGCAACCCCAGAGCUGGCCGGCAUGCUCGGCUCAUCCCUGGAGUUUGUGGACAGUCGCUGGGACUCGCUGGAAACUUCACCACCUCCAACACCUCCACCGCCAUCCCCAAGACCAUCAGCAAGACCGCUGCAAUGUAUUCCGCCAUCAUUACCUCCACCGCGACAAGGGACAAUAGUAGAUGCUAAAGUGGACUGGCAAAACAGGACUGCAGAGUCUGGACAAUGCCAAGGACUUAAAAAUUUGGGAUAUGCUACUGCAGCUGCUACAACAGAAACCAAAAUGGAUGCUAGCAUGUGGGAACCACAGCAGCAAGGAAGUAAAAACGCUGGAGUUCUGACUACAACAAAUCCAAACAUACCAAUGAAUGCGAGAAUGUGGGAACCACAGAAACUACAGAAUAAGAAUGCUGGGAUUGCUAAUUCUGCUAAUCUUGACACUAAGAGGGACUCAAGCAUGUGGGAACAACAACGGCAAGGAAGUAAAUCCACUGUGAACACUCCCGUCAAGUCUGACAUGGCAGUUGGUGCUAACAUGUGGGAGCCACAGCGACUACGAAGUAGGAAUGCGAUGAUUCCAAAUUCGGUUAUUUCUGACAUGUCAGAACCUCAGCGACUACGAAAUAAGAACACUGGGAAUGCUAAUACUGCAAAUUCAAAUGGAGCCGCAGAUGCUAACACGUGGAAACGACAAAAUCAGGGGAGCAAGAACGGAGGUGGGGUUUCAGAUUCGACAAAUCCAGGUGUUGUGGUUGAUGGUGGCGUUUGGGAGCCACAACGAUUGCGGAGUAAGAACUCUGGGGUCACCAGCGCUGCAAAGUCGGAUGCUACAGGGGAUGCUAACACAUGGGAGCGCCAAGCGGCAAAGAGAGCAGGUGGUAACAGCACAGCCCCCAAAAGAGACGCCUGUGACACCCAAAGCCAAGGAGGUAAGACCAUAAAGAUGGAUGCUGCCUGGCAAAGGAACUUGGGGAACGUCAGAGUCCACAUCAGGGACCUGGGGAUGAAAGUUGGGGGAGGUACCAUCCGGAACGAAGUGAAGAAAGAGCCGGGAAAGGGCGCUGGAAAGGGCACCCGGGUUAAAACGAGGUCAUGACCUGACACAAAGGUCGCCCGGCAGACGAGAAUCACGUUGAGCUUUUAAAAAGUUAAGGUGAAGAUUCAGCAACAAAACAAUAUUACAUAAAGAAAAUGAUUUCAAACAAAUGGAAAUUAAAUUAAAACCAAUGUGUGAAUAUUGUAAAUGAGUAAACAUCAUAUCUGGACUCUUAAAAGGACAGUACGCCCUCCACGGAGAGACGGUAACAGUUAACGUGUGCUAUAUGUAAACUGUAAAUAUGCAUCUUUUUAUUUAUGAGUCCAAUAAUCACGAUUCUUUUAUCUGUUCUUUGUAAAUGCAGUUUGGUGUAAAUAUGAUGCCGUUUCAGUGGUCGAUUUGUUCUGGUCUGGAACAUUGUUUGUUACCUUUAUGUGUAAUUUUGUAUUCAGCAUCUUGUUGGCUUUCGUCACCAAACUAUUUAUUGUCCAAUAAAUAUGAAGAAGAAGGAAUAAAUGAAUAUGUUGUCUGA